GGACGGAGCGGUGUGGUGAUCCCACAUCAGUGGUAUCGUGAUAUAUUUGCCCGCCACUCUCAUAUCGCUGAUGUGACUGCGCAGUGACGAAUGAGCUGCAACGCCCGGCUACAGAAAGGUCACCAGAGUACGGAGAGAAUAGACACCGUUACCAAGCCACGGUGCAGUGGAAUCUUACCACCUAGGAUUAAAUGAAAGCUUGAUGAGUUGCAUCUUAAUUUCACAGAAACUGCAGCCUUUCAUUAUGAUGAUGAGCACGAGUUAAGAUUCGGAGGAAACAUUUCGUCAACAUAACACCGUUCUACGUUAUUCUAUCUUACAAAGGUUUCCUUUAAAUAAAAAAAUAAAUGUUUUAUCCGUAAAAUACUUCGGUGAUCCAGAUCCUAUCUGCAAUGACGUUCAGAAUAGCUCAGCUGUUUCGUCAAAGGGCAGCGCUGCAUGGAGGUCACCCAAGCAAUGAAGGUAUGCGAUCAAUUUGGUGGCCGGCCGGCGGCGCGCGGCCGGUCAAAUUGAGCCUCCGUUGAGAGCGGCACCAUCCCGCUCAGCUCAUCAGACGAAAUCGCCACGCCACCCCCACCCCGCCCACAUAGGCAGGCAUCACAAUACCGGUGGGGAGACACGGUGCGCAUUUACGCGAACCCGUGGAACGUGGAACGGUGGCAAGGUGGGUGGAAAAGGUGGAUGUGGAUUGGGAGAGUGGAGGUGAAGCAGUUUGAAAAAGAUCAGCAGCACGAUUAUUGUGGGUGGAUCGGUGGAUGCGAUGCAAAGAGGGGGUUAGGUAGCAGGUUCACUGGUCGAGACGAGAAAAGCGCAACAUAAAAGAGGAUCAACAGCUAAUCGACACCAAUGAGAGCAGAUAAAGUGAAGAAUGCAAUAUUACGGAUCAAUACGACCGAGAAAAAAUAAAAUUUCAUCUACAACCACGGCAGGUGCACGUGUCAAUACAAGCCUGAAGCCACGCUACCCUGAACCACCGUCUCACACCUGUGGCGGAAUCAUCGCAUCCGUCACUCGUCCCCUACACCCCCUUUUCAGCAAAGCUCAGCAUAAACCGACAUUUCACACCUGUGCGAGAGAAAAAAAAGCUUCGGGCACCAGGUCCCGACCUUGUCAGCCGAGAUCACCUGGGGCACGGUGAUGUCACCCUCAGCACUGCCUCCCACUGCCGUGACCACAUGUGCAAACCGAUCGAUAAGGCACGAGCGCCGAUGGGUCGCCCGGCCCCGCGGCGGUGGCGGCGGCGGCGGCGGCGGCGGCGCGCGGCAGAACAGUAUAUCAGUAGCGGCGGCGGCGGCGGCGGUGGCGGCGGCAGAGAGCGCCAGCAAACCGUGGCUGCGUGCAACACGCGGUGACGCUGAGCUUGGGCCAAACCGUGAUUUGAGACACCUUCGGUGAUGAGUGCGAAUCGUGAAAGUGACCGGUGAUCAAGUGUUUGGUGCUUGAGGACGUGCAAGCGAUGUAGAUAGUACCCGAGAUAAUUUCUAAAGACGGUGCAAGAACAAUUUCAGGUCUCAUCUCACAACAUCUCUAAACGCCAAAAAAAUAGUUGAAUCAAGUUCAUUCUCAGAUAUCAUGAGAUUAGUUUUCAUAACAACAUGUUAUUAGAAUGACGGACGAUUAAUUCGCCGAAAGCUCGUCGAACUGCCGUUCAAAGUUGUCAACAGGCGGCCCUAUCCGUUAAGUCGUCGGCGUCAUGGCGUUCUGCUCGCAACUGUGUCAGAAACUCAGCGAGUGGUGUCGGCCUGUCGAUCCGGACGAGAAAAAUGAGACAACGCGCCUCAGGGUCAAAUGCCAAAACAGGUACGUCUCGGACGAGGCGCUGCUGGACAGCUGCAGCGGCGCGGACGGAGUCAGUGGCGACUCCGAGCCGGACCUGACGCGGCUGACUCCGGGACUCGGAGUCGCGCCGGGACUCAGCGUGUCCGAGGCGCACCUGGACCGAGUGCAGCCGCCCCGCGAGCGACUCUACCGACCGGACCUGGACAGUGCGUCUCAGAACGGCGCUCAGGACUUCGGCUCCGUGCCGGACAUCACAGUCACUGCCGUGCCAGAGGUGAAGAAAAAGGAGAGCAAGGGUAUCAAGGCCAACAACCUUCGGCCCGAUGUCAUGCGACACGCACAGACCAUCGCGGAUAUCUCGAAGUUCACGCUGCGUGACCUGAAGUCGCAGAACAGCGAAAGGAGAGGAUUCGCGCGGGCCAGUCAGCACGGGUUCGAUCGAUCGCACUACGAGAGCGCGGGCUCGCUGACCCGAGACGCCGCUCCUCCGCCCGGUGCUGGGGUGGAGGACGCCAAACAGGCCAACGAGAUCUACGGCAGCGUCACAAUCGCCGCCAGCUUCAACCCGCACCUGAAACGGCUGCUGGUGCAACUGGAGUCGGUGCACAGCCUGCCGCCGCGCGGCCACCUCGCCUACGACGUCCUCACUGAGAUCACCCUGCUCCCCGACUGCAAACCCGUCAAGAAGGCUCCCGUCGUCAGCGGCGACCUCAACCCGACCUACAACCUCGACUAUGCACUGCCGCUGCGUGCCAAAGACCUCCGCUCCAAGACACUGCGGGUGACUGUGCGAGAGGCUUCUCGUCUGGGUCCGUACGAGGCAGUCGGCCACGCGCUUCUAUCACUAGACGGAACAGUCGGAGAGACGCCUGAGCGUUUCGCUCUUCCUCUGACGCGCCGUGCCGAGCCGGAUGACACCCUGGGUCGUCUGCUGGUCUCGCUCUCCUACCGAGCCGCCGACGAUCGCCUCUCCGUGGUGGUGAUGCAGGCGCGCGAGCUACGCGUCUCACCAUCCGUCCACCGUCUUCCGCAGAAAACCUUCGAGAAGCAUGCCAAAUAUGACACCUUUGUCAAGGCAUCGCUCCGCUGCGCCGGAGAAAAGGUGAAGACCAAGCGAUCACCAGUGCUGGCUGGCUCCAAGGAGCCAUUCUACAACGCCAGUUUCGGGUUCGUGCUGCCGCAAGGGUUCGUCGACGACGCCAGUCUGGUGCUGAGUGUGGUGAUGCGCGGCCCGGUGCGUACCGAUUUGGUCAUUGGCCGGGUGAUCCUCGGCCCGUUCUUCAGCAGCGCCGGAGGUCAGCCCACCCAGUGGGGCCGCGCGCUCAGCACCAGUGAUGUGGUGACACAGUGGCACAGGCUCUACCUCUGAGGUGUCAGUGGGCGCAGAUAGGUGUCAUGACGGAGUAUAAGUGGCGAUAUAAGGCUUCCAGGGAUGUCACUAGCGGUGACAGAGAUAAGGUGUCCGGUGCCGUCUAAAUGAACGAUGGACAAUGUAUUGGUGAUAGCUGUGAAUGAGUGCUGUCCAAACUCACUAACUCCGGGUUUAACUCCUGGAGAUACCCAACAGGACAAUGUAACAGAUGAGUGCAGGAAUACUUUCCCAAUCUAUAUCAACAACCCCAAUCACGACUGCGCACAGUAUGAAGCUAGAGACCCUACUACCGUCAUUCUGUCAGAUGGAACUCGGGAGAUCUGCUGACGGAGCUCACUGCAGGGCUCCGCAAUAACCACUCCAACUCCUGGUUCUCCUAUCGAGCCGAAUCGGCCACGGAUACCAGAGCCCCCGCCUCGCUAAUCCAGCGCCUGGCCACCUCCAUGGCCCAACUAUGCGCACCAACUCAGCACGAUAUCAUCCGACAAGAUCCAGACGAACAGCACCGACAAUCCCCGUCAGGAACAUGCCAAAACUGGCUCGAGGAGGCCUGCAGAGCACCCCAUAUCGAGGUCUGUAGCGGUCUGGUGGAUAGAUAGAAUCGUCGUUUCUCCGAGAAGAGUUAAUAACCUCCGCAUAUUCUGACGGCAGGCCUCCAGAGGCGGGCUAUUAUAUGCCAGGGAUGGCUAUGUGAAUCGCGGUAAUGUAAUAAGACCGAAACCAGACAUCCGCCUUCCUGAGAUGCCAUGUUUCUACGAAGAUGCUGUUACCCUUUCUAACUUCCAGCGUUACCUAGUCAGACUGUUGCAGCAUUGGCCGAUUGAGUAUUACUGUACUAGUGUACUACCACGUCGAUAAAGACGAGCGAACCUAUCAGUCGUGGCCGAACGUUCCCCUUCUGUUUGUUUCUUACCUUGUCUACGGGCGCGGUGAAGAUCGGUUCAUCUUCGUUCUCCCUGGACUCCACCGAAGGAUAGAGUCGCAGCUGAUAGCCCCUGAGGGUGCCAUGGGACUCGGACCAGUCGCCAUCCCUCUGUGAAAUGGGGAGGGGGCGGUCAGUACAGUACUGAACAGUUCGGCGCACUGAUGUGAGUUGUGACUAUUGGCAUUGGUAUGGGCUGAUAAGAACGUCAGUGGAACUUAUGUUCUUGUCCUUGGCUGAUGUCUGGACGAGCGAAUGCAUACAGAACACACGCUUGUAAGGCCUAAAUAUUGUGAGUAAUUCUGAAUGUUAUGUUGCCGAGUGCGCGUAUGAGCGUUUGGGCUAUUCUGUGACUGAGCGACGUGGCGUAAGUGUUCCUGUAAUCUCGAAUGGCCGCGCUCGAUCACUGUUUUCUUGUUCUAAGCUGUUGAUAUGCAUGUAUAAUGUAUAUAAACUCUAUUCGUGGAAGGCAGUGUCGUAUACGUAUUGUUAUGUGAUGCUAAUGGGUUUCAGCUACUGUUUUCAUAGUAUACGAAUAACGUUUAUAAACGUGGACAUGUAACACAAACAGUGAUCACUGAAUUGUUGAUUGAUGUCUACCUUUUACGAUAGAUAUGACUGAUUUGGGUAGUCAAGUAACAUGUUAUUCCCGUCAUACCUUGCAUGUGCUUGUUAUACUACGUUUAAAAUGAAAAUACAUAUAGCAAGACGCGCACUUCUCCUUUACUCAAAUAA
Amphibalanus amphitrite is the source of this 4808-nucleotide messenger RNA. RefSeq names its product synaptotagmin-1-like. Gene Ontology annotation, biological process: calcium-ion regulated exocytosis; regulation of dopamine secretion; cellular response to calcium ion. NCBI's taxonomy places the organism in Eukaryota, Metazoa, Arthropoda, Thecostraca, Balanomorpha, Balanidae. The record is from RefSeq and is a predicted model, not a curated record. The coding region runs from base 1694 to 3148 and encodes 484 amino acids. The transcript has 2 exons. Gene Ontology annotation, molecular function: calcium ion binding; phosphatidylserine binding; clathrin binding.